ACAAAUCUUUUCCAUUUAUGUUUGACUUCUUUGUACAUUUUUUACAGGAUUUUAAUUUCUUAUUUUACAAGUUGUGUGAUACGUGAACCCUAGAAUUGUGGAUUGAGUGUCUUUUGCUUGAUUUGAGUGAAUUCGUAUUGUGGUUGAAUCUUCGUUUAACAUGAGGAUCUUGAAUGAAUAUGUGCCUGACCCAAGAGUCAUUGACCCAUCAGAACUCAUGAGACCAGAGAUUGGGUUUGCAGAUAAAGAAUUGAAGGCUUUCAGAGACUAUACUAUUGACAAAGAUGAUCCUUUGAAAGAAAGAGUUCGCCUUACCUACUUGCAGAUGCAUACCUAUCAGACAGUAGAGUUUGUCCGAGAUAGAAUGGAUCAUUGGCUGAAGUUCGAUACAUUCAAGUCACCAAUCAUGGAUGCUUUGGUGAGGUUGAACGAGUUGGUAGACGAGAGCGAUCCCGAUGCUGAUAUCCCCAACAUCGUCCAUGCCUUUCAAACUGCCGAGCGAAUCCGAGCCGACUAUCCGGACGAUGACUGGUUCCAUCUCACUGGGCUGAUCCACGACCUUGGCAAAGUGAUGGCUUUCUACAAUGAACCUCAGUGGGCUGUAGUAGGUGAUACAUUCCCCGUCGGAUGUGCCUGGGCAAACUCUAUAGUGUACCGAGAUUCAAGCUUUCAUGACAACCCUGACGGCAAAAACCCCAAGUACAACACUAAGUAUGGAAUGUACAAACCCAACUGUGGCUUGGAGAAUGUGAUGAUGUCGUGGGGUCAUGAUGAAUAUCUCUACAGGGUCUUGAGACACAACAACUGCAAACUGCCAGAGAGGGCCUUGUACAUGAUCAGAUUUCAUUCCUUCUACCCUUGGCACCAAGGUGGUGACUAUGAUUACUUGUGUUCUUCCAAGGACUUGGACAUGAAGGAGGAUGUGAUGCUGUUUAACAAAUAUGAUCUGUACACCAAAAGCUCGAAAGUUCCAGACAUUGAAAACCUAAAGCCCUACUACCAGUCUCUUAUAGACAAAUACAUUCCUGGGUUAUUGGAGUGGUGAAUUCUGCAUCACUUGUUUGUUUGUCUUUCACUUCAAGUCUUAGUUCCUGCUUACUUAAAAAAAUGAAUUAAGGAGGAAAUUUAAAAAAUUUGUGUGAUGACUUCAAUGCUAUACAUCAAGCUGCUUUGUAAUAUAUUAAAUUCUAUUAAAUAUUUAUUAUACCAAA
Messenger RNA from Macrosteles quadrilineatus (aster leafhopper), 1211 nucleotides. RefSeq names its product inositol oxygenase-like. Gene Ontology annotation, cellular component: cytoplasm. The record is from RefSeq and is a predicted model, not a curated record. Lineage: Eukaryota; Metazoa; Arthropoda; Insecta; Hemiptera; Cicadellidae. Gene Ontology annotation, biological process: inositol catabolic process. Gene Ontology annotation, molecular function: iron ion binding; inositol oxygenase activity. Bases 161 to 1045 code for a protein of 294 amino acids. The transcript has 8 exons.